AUGGCGCCCCACGCAGACAAGGACGUCUCUGCCACCAACGGCGCAAGCAACGGCGCCUCGGGCUACCAUGCCACCUCCACCAAGUCCGCCAUUGCUGCCGAGAACCAGUUCGCCGCGCACAACUACCACCCCCUGCCCGUCGUCUUUGCGAAGGCCCAGGGCGUCAACGUCUGGGACCCCGAGGGCAAGCACUACCUCGACUUCCUGUCGGCCUACAGCGCCGUCAACCAGGGUCACUGCCACCCAGAGCUGAUCAAGGCGCUGACUGAGCAGGCCGGCCGGCUCACCCUGAGCUCUCGCGCCUUCCACAACGACGUCUUCCCCGUCUGGGCCGAGAAGGUGCGCUCCGUCUUCGGCUAUGACAUGGUGCUGCCCAUGAACACGGGCGCCGAGGCUGUGGAGACGGCCAUCAAGAUCGCGAGGAAGUGGGCGUACAAGGUCAAGGGAGUUCCUGAGAACAAGGCCCUGGUGUUUUCCGCCACCGAGAACUUUCACGGACGGACGAUGACGGCAAUCUCGCUGUCUGUUGACCCAGAGUCACGGGACAACUACGGCCCCUUCGUGCCCAACAUUGGAGCUUUCUGUCCUACCACCGGCGACCCCAUCCGCUUCAACAAUGUGGCGGACCUGGAGGCCGUCCUCGAGCGACACGGCAAGGAGACCGCAGCCUUCAUCGUCGAGCCCAUCCAGGGUGAGGCUGGUGUCGUGGUGCCGGACGACGACUACCUCAGCAACGUUUCCGCCCUGUGCAAGAAGCACAACGUCCUCUUCAUCUGCGACGAGAUCCAGACGGGCAUCGGCCGCACCGGCAAGAUGCUCUGCCACCAGUGGGCCGACAUCAAGCCCGACCUGGUCACCCUCGGCAAGGCCAUCUCCGGCGGCAUGUACCCGGUGUCGUGUGUUCUUGGAGACAAGGACGUCAUGCUCGUGGUCGAGCCGGGUACCCACGGCUCCACUUACGGUGGAAACCCGCUGGGCUGCGCCGUCUCCGUGCGCGCUCUGGAGCUCAUCGAGGAGGAGGACAUGGUCGGCAAGGCCGAGAAGCUUGGCAACAUCUUCCGUGAGGGUGUGGCCGCCUUCAAGUCGCCGCUUGUCUCCAAGGUGCGCGGCAAGGGUCUGCUCAACGCCGUUGUCAUCGACGAGUCUGCCACCAAUGGACGAUCUGCCUGGGAUCUUUGCAUUCUCCUGAAAUCCAAGGGUGUUCUGGCCAAACCGACUCACGGUAACAUUAUCCGGUUCGCUCCUCCGCUCGUAAUUAGCGAAGCGGAGCUGCGCAAGGCCCUUGACAUAAUUGGCGAGGCCCUGAAGGAGCUCCCUAACGCACAGAAGGCCGAGCAUUGA
This is a messenger RNA of Diaporthe citri, 1341 nucleotides long. RefSeq lists its product as uncharacterized. The record is from RefSeq and is a predicted model, not a curated record. The transcript is spliced from 4 exons. Gene Ontology annotation, cellular component: cytoplasm. Lineage: Eukaryota; Fungi; Ascomycota; Sordariomycetes; Diaporthales; Diaporthaceae. Gene Ontology annotation, molecular function: identical protein binding; pyridoxal phosphate binding; L-ornithine transaminase activity. The coding region runs from base 1 to 1341 and encodes 446 amino acids.